Linepithema humile (Argentine ant) is the source of this 2948-nucleotide messenger RNA. Its product is annotated as myosin heavy chain, clone 203-like. The record is from RefSeq and is a predicted model, not a curated record. NCBI's taxonomy places the organism in Eukaryota, Metazoa, Arthropoda, Insecta, Hymenoptera, Formicidae.
UCUUAAUAAACAAUUUCUAGAUAGGACACUGAACGAUUAUUGUAACUUCUCGCGGUUGUUUGAUGCAAUACAAAAUAUUUGCACAAUAGACCAGCAGAGAGAGUUGCAGCAUGCUCGGGCGGCAAAUAUAAUAAAACAGAAUAUCACUAAACGAUGAAUAUGAACAUAUGUUUAUUCUUAAACAAUAAUUUAAUUUCCAUGCAUUUUACGUGAUAUUAUUUUACUUUAAUAAAAUUGAAAAUUCUUCCGAAACAUCCUACGUACGAUGAAAAUUCUAUUAUCAUGACAGAUGCAUGCUACUUAUUAGUAGUAAAAAAAGUAUUAGCAGCAAGUUUGAAUUGAAAUUUUCAUUUACUUUACCUAACUUCAAGCAAUUAGAAAAUAUAAACAGAUGAUAAUCGAGUGCGUAAUAGCUUGUGUGAUACCGAUGAUACCGAUAUUAUAACAAUAUUAAACAUGCAAGAAGCUUCCCAGAAAAGUCGUCAAAAUAGGGGCAAGUUUAUCGAUACGUUAAUAUCACAAUGGACGAAGCGAACGGGAAGUAAUAUUCCAUUGAAUCAAGCAGAAGAGGUGGCCUGUUCAAACACUGAAAGUAACAAGCUAGAAAGUAUGCAGCAUAUUCUGCAGGAUCAGGAACGCGUCAUCCAAGAUCUGAAAAGGAAACUGAAAGAGAGUCAGCAAGUGGAAGCCUUUUUGUCCGCCACCUUGGAAAAAGAAGCACACAAUAAGGAGGAGAUUCAAACAAAAUUAAAUGCCACAUGGGAAUCCGUCAACACCAUCACGGAAUACUUCAAUUACAUCAGCGAGAGUCUCACCAGUUUCCAACAACACCGUGCUAAUUUGUUUACUCUGUACAACAAUGUGAUUCUGAAGCAACAGGAAACCAUUCAGCAGCUUCAAUUGAAUGAGACAAAGUCGAAAGAUCUGGAGAAUCAUGUUGCGCAAGUAGAAAAUAAAUCAUUACUUCAAGAAAAAAGACUACAAGAAGCGAUAGCAGAGCAGGAAAAAUUGCGAAAGCAACUGGAGAAUUCCGAGCACAAAUUACAAUUGCAAAAGAAUGAAUUGACGAAUUGCAAUUCCGAAAAGCUCGUGCUCGUUAAGGAACAGCAGCGAUUGCUAUCGAAAUAUGAAAGUUCACAAUCACGAUUGCAAAUGCUCGAGGAAGAAAAAUGCAAUAUCGCGAAAUUACUCGCACAAUUAGAAAAUAAAUUGCAUCUUGAAGAAGAAAAAAUGCAAGCGGCACUGACAGAGCAGAAUAAAUUACAGAAACAACUGGAGAAUUCCGAGCACGAAUUACAGUUACAAAAGAAUGAAUUGGCGAAUAGCAAUGCUGAAAAACUCAAGCUUGCUCAGGAACAGCAGCGAUUGCAAACGGAAUCUGCAAAUUUACAAUGGCAACUGCAAGCGAUCAAGGAAGAAAAAUGUAAUACUGCAAAAUCAACCGAACAACUGGAAAUUAAAUUGCGUCUUGAAGAAGAGAAAAUGCAAGCAGCACUGACGGAGCAGAAUAAAUUACGGAAACAGUUAGAGAACUCGGAAUACGAACUGCAAUUGCAAAAGAAUGAAUUGACGAAUAGCCGUACUGAAAAGCUCAAGCUGGUCAAGGAACAGCAGCAGUUGCUAUCACAAUGUGAAAGUUUACAAUCGCGAUUACAAGCUGUCGAGAAAGAAAAAUCCGAUAUCGCGAAAUUAGUCACUGAAUUGGAAAGCAAAUUACAACUUCAAGAAGAAGAAAUACAAGAAGCAUUGACAGAGCAAAAUAAAUUGCAAAACCAAAUAGAUGACACCAAGCGCGAAUUCUAUUCACAAAAAAAUGAAUUGAAAAGUGCACAUACCGAAGAAAAAGAAAUACUUAUCAAAGAAAAACAGCAAUUGUUAUCAAAAUUAGAUAGUUUACAAUCGCAGUUAAAAAUACUACAAAAAGACAAAAGCAAUAUUACAGAAAUAAUUGCGCACAGAGAUGCGCAUCUUUCAAAACUUGAAAAUGAAGUUUCUAUGUAUAAAAAUCAAAUCGACGCAAUGGAGACGAAUAAUAACGAAGCACGUACUAAAUGCGAAGCAUUGGUAGAAAAACAAAAUUUAUGCGAGAAAGAAUUGCGUGCAAAAACAGAAAAAAUCCAAAAUUUGGAGGCAACGUUAAGCGAGAUGCAAAAGAAUUUAGAAAGAACUAAAAUUAGCAACGACCUUACCAAUCUCGUACAUCAGCAACAACUGAAGACUCUUCAAGAGGAGAAAAAAGAAGCUCUAAAGAGAGAAAGUACAAGAAUUCAGGAAAACCAGCAAUUAUUAUCAAAAUUGGAGAAUUUACAAUCGCAGUUAAUACUACAGAUAGACAGUCAUCAGAAUAGUGAGUACAACGAAAGUCUUCAAGAAAAGAUGAAAGAAAUGUCACAGAAAUCGAAUGAAAAUCGAGAACCCAAUUUUACGAAGGCUCAGAAGAAUGUAAAGCGCAAAAACGAGGUCCGAUUUAGUCCUGAAAUUAUAGAAAAUUCCGAUGAAAGUCAUCAAGUAGAUGGCCCGGCGGAAAGGAAAUUUUUCAAAUCUGGUCCUAUAUUGCGUACUUAUUCAAGGCGAACACAGAAUUAGAAAAAGAAUAUAUUAAAAAAUCAAGAAAUCAAGUGAAAAACAAACCAAGAAAUCAUGUGAAUACAAGUUAGAAGCUCUAGAUAUUUAAUGUAAACUUAAGAUUGAUAUCAAAUGAACAGAUGAUCAUAUUUAGAUUAACAUAAUGAAUACAGAGCGUUUUGUUCUAAUAGAUCAGACGAUCCUUUAUCUGACAUUUCUAUUCUAAUUACUUAAAGUUAACUCUGUGUUCACCAUGACAUAUGUAAUGAAAAGAAUUUGUUUUUUUGUUCACAUUACUGUUUGAUUUAAAUGUAAGAGAUACGUAUAAUAAUGUAUUUUAUGUCAGAUCUCAGGAUCGCAAAAUAAAAGAAAGUUUAAAACUA